UUAAAAUCAUAAAGCAUAGUAUUCAGCUCUGUAAUUAUUUGUACCAAUCACAGGUAAUAGGACUGCUGAUUCACAGUAAAAUGUUCAGUGUAUGUAACCCUAAUACUAUUUAUAAAGAUCUAAAAGGAUAAGAUGUAUGCUGUCUGAGAUAGUUGCUUUAGCAUUUAACAUUUUGCUGUGCAUAAUGCAGUUUGGGUAUGGCAGUACAAUUGUCUGGACAUCACCCAACAGGGAAAAGCAUGAGGCCACAGGAAUGAUCAAAUUAAAGAAUAUAAUUCCACCAGUUUUACAUUGAUCCAAAGGCAUUAACAAGGGCCAAAUAGCACUUUACCUUCAAAGAAAAUAAAGCUAAGGUGCAAUAGUACUUCUUAAUUUUUUUGUCUUUAAUUAUUAUCCUUUUUAUCAGGUAGAGCGGUAACUUUUCAGUAGCUUUUUCUGACUGAAACAACACUGUUAUUAGUGAUGUAUCUAGAUUUUUUUCUUCUUAAUAAAAUCAAAGCUUUAAAAAAUAUACUGUCAGUGGAAUUCAUAACAACACACGCUACACACCUCUGUUGCCAGCUAACACCCUUGGAAUAAAACUGCAUGUGUUCCUGUCGACUGUGGGCGUUUAAAGGUUUCUCUCAUUAUCUUUCAUUUUUCCGUGACUCUGACUUGCCUCUCACUUUAGGACAGCACUGGGCAGCUACAUUUCACACCUGCGCGAUAAUGACCACUUUAUUUGACACGUUAGUCUCAGUGUCGGAAACGAUGAUUCUCGCGAAAGCCAAUUUGGAAAUUCCUUCAGCCGUGGUCACUUUCUUAAUAUAUCCCACCAAUCAACUGAUCGAAGAGCAUGAUUGGUCACUUGUACCGUUGGGUGGGGAGGAGGGGUUAGGUGGAGACGUAGCUUCACCCAUUGUUUUGGCAGUAUGUGGAGGUUCUUGCUCCACAGACAGGCGCCAUGAUCAAGGAGGAUUCCCAAGAGGAGACCAAGAUCGACCUGGAGGGGAUCGAGGAGCAGUCUGAGGAGCAGUCUGAGGUGCAGUCCGAGGUACAGUCAGAGAUAGGGUCAGAAUAUGGUGCCCAACCCAAUCAAGGAGCCACCAGGCCCUCGCUGAAGGACAGGGACCCCAAAGGAGUCAACCAGUGCCUUAAGGUCACCUUCGUAGACGUCAUUGCUGAGCCUCCCUCAGUGCGCAGCUUCGACAAGGUGUGGCUGUGGAGCCACGCCCUGUUUGAGGUCUCCAGGAUCUGGUUCUACAGGAUCAUCUCUCUGCUGCUUGCUGUGCCACUGGCUUUGAUCGCUGGGGUGCUCUUCGCCCUCCUCAGCUGCCUCCACAUAUGGUAUGUUGUUUCCAUGGAAAUGGCUCGUGCACACCAUGCUUGACACAGAGAGACAGCCUCAUCCAUGCUUCUACAUGUGCACAGAUGGCAUGAGCUCUUGGGAAAGGAACAAGUUAAGCCAAUGCUGUAACUAGCUUUUCCUGGGUAAUGUUCCUCUUAGUGCUGAGAGGCAGUGUACAAAAUGAAUGUAGCCUGUGAGUGACUGGAAAAAAGGUGGUGCACAUGGUGAAUUCUAUUAGUUUAUAAAGUUUAUAUUAUAUUAAUUGUAGAGUUUUUAAAGAUGGCUUCAAGAGCUGUCUUUUCAUUGUAAAUGAUUUAUUUGUACACUGCCUUAAGCAACAGA
This is a messenger RNA of Anguilla rostrata (American eel), 1669 nucleotides long. RefSeq names its product caveolin-2-like. Gene Ontology annotation, cellular component: sarcolemma; focal adhesion; caveola. NCBI's taxonomy places the organism in Eukaryota, Metazoa, Chordata, Actinopteri, Anguilliformes, Anguillidae. Gene Ontology annotation, molecular function: molecular adaptor activity. Gene Ontology annotation, biological process: cell differentiation; caveola assembly; regulation of cytosolic calcium ion concentration. The coding region runs from base 944 to 1369 and encodes 141 amino acids. The transcript has 2 exons. The record is from RefSeq and is a predicted model, not a curated record.